GGUAUCCCAAAAUUAGUAUAAGAACCGGAAAAGGGGGGGGGGGGGGUAGCUGAGACGAUUCUGAGCGACAAUUCCCUUUGCAAAAAUGUCGGACGGUGCUUCGUUUUUGAAUUAUCGACGAUAAAACCAGCGACCAAUCACAGCGCGAACUCAGCCGCGGGAGGCUGUCCCGAUGGCUCGACCCCGCCUCUCGCGGUUGAGCGCGCGCUACUCGGGCGCUGCGGUUGGUCGCUCGUUUCUCGUCAAUAAUUCAAAAACGAAGCACAAUCCAACAUUUUCGCAAAGGAAAGUAUGGUUCAGAAUCGUCUCAGGAACCCCCCAUUUCCGGUUCUUACACUAAUCCUGCGACACCCUGUAUAAAAAAGAAUAAAAUAAUUUUGUGCAAUGUCUCGAGAAAUAAUAGUCUUGGCUACUACAUUUAUAGUAUAGCAAUUAUUCUGUCUACCUAAAAUUACGCGAAAGGAAUCAAGUAAAGCACAUGGACGAUCGAACGGAGAUGUACAAACUGGCGUGCUCGACAAAAAAUAAAUAUGCGGUGUAUCAGAGCGAAGACGUAAAACAGACUAGUGGGGAGCCUUUCUGCCAACUAAAUCCCGUACGAAACGUCGAAGAAGAAGAAUGGAUUUCCUCCGGCAUUUCGUGGAACUUCAAAUACAAAAGAUCUAUCGACAUUGCGUAAAUAGUUAAUGUAAACGAAAUCGAGAUGCGAAUAAUUCGAAUAACGUUAUUUUCAUUGCGACAGGCUACUGAAACUGGAAGAAGUCGGUCUCAUGGCAGGUGGGACGCGUUAUUGGACGAAAUGGAAACCGUUGACAGAAGAUGCAUCAGACGAUGCUGACGAUCGUCCAAUAAACAUGCAACAAAUCGCUCUAAUCCUUUCGAUAUUAGGCUAUGCGUCGGCCACAUCUUUCGUUCUUUUUGUAUUUGAAAUCCUGAUAUUUUACUAUAGAAAUUAACGAUAUACCAUCUAAUCCUUGAAUGCAGUCGUAUAGUUGUCACAUGGUAGAAUAAAAAUAAUCACAUUAUGUGUACCUCGACUUGAUUAAUUAUUUCAACGAAUUUUACAAAUCCCUAUGGGAGCAAGACGUAGAUUCCACCCGUGAUCAUGCUACAGGGUGUCCCAGAAUUAGAAUAAGAACCGGGAAUGGGGGAGAGGGUAUAGCUGAGACGAUUCUGAGCGACAAUUCCCUUUGCAAAAAUGUCGGAUGGUGCUUUGUUUUUGAAUUAUCGACGAUGAAAUCAGCGACCAAUCACAGCGCGAGCUCAGCCGCGAGAGGCUGUCCCGAUGGCUCGACCCCGCCUCUCGCGGCUGAGCGCGCGCUACUCGGGCGCUGAGAUUGGUCGCUGGUUUUUCUUUAAUAAUUCAAAAACGAAGCACCAUCCGACAUUUUUGCAAAGGAAACUAUGGUUCAGAAUCGUCUGAGGAACCCACCCAUUUCUUACACUAAUCCUGGGACACCCUGUAUAUUUCAAUAGACGCUAUCGGUGAACAAUCGAAGCUAUUGGACGCUACUCUGUUGCGUUAUCGCGGCAUCAGUUUACAUAACUAAACGGCGCAUUGUAAUAUGUACUAUAAAAUGGACAAACACGAAAGGACAGAUCGAUACUAGUAAUCAUAGUAAUCGUAUCGCAUUACAAGGCAAGAUGAAGAGAUAAUCCUGGCAGAGCUACAUACGUAACCGAUUAUUUCAGCGAGGAUGAUUCCAUAGCUUCGUUAACGUUAGACCAAACGCUACUAUGAAUACACAUAGUCCGAGGAUACAAAAAAUAUACUUCAUGAGAGGAUUACUGUUACUCGCGAUGAUUCUUCCUAUCCUGACACCUGUUCAAUCGGCGAACGGUGUAAUAUGGAACAAAGGAAGGCAGGAUUUCGUGCCGAUCUUCAGCAUCCCCGUCUUUGCUGCGAUAAAUCGGGAGAAGUUCGAUCGGAGUCGAGCAGAGGAGACGCACAACUUUCAGGGCCGACUCGUUAGGUUCAGUUAUUACGAGCUGACUAACCUUGUCAGCAACGAAGCAAACGGACUGAAGGUCACCGGAGCCAUCGGCGAAGUUUGGAACACGUUGUCGGAAUUGUUGAAUUUCACGUUGAAGCCAAUCAUUACCUAUGAAACUUCGGUGGGAUCUAUAAACGCCAAUGGCACGUACACGAUAGGUUUAUUGGGUAUAUUGUAUAGAAAUGAAACGGACGUUGUACCGAGGGUGGAAGCCUACAACAAGCGACUUGCGGCCGCCGUCUUUACCGUUCCUCUGUGGUCGACCAACAACCGAAUGUACAUUCGACAAGAAAUCAGACACCACAACCCUACAUGGAUAGUGAAGUUGUUUUCUCGGAAGGUCUGGUACGCGAUUCUGACCACUUACUCUCUGCUAAGCAUCUGCAGUUAUCUGACUCAGAAGAUGACCACGAAGAUCAAGCACGUGAAGUGGAAAGCAAGCUUGAAAGAGCAUUUAUUCUACAACUUCGCCAUGAUCUGCGAUCAAAGUCACCGUCCAAACGAUAUAACCAAUAGUUCGAGAACUGUAGAGAUAUGGUUGGGCGUAUUCUGUCGUCUAGUGAAGACAACUUUCGACGCACUGUUUAUAGGCUACAUGGCGCAAAUUAUCAUCGUACCACCUUUCGACGACAUGAAGUCCUUGCUCGAAGAUACUUCGUACGAUAUACUUACCGUAAAAGGGUCUUUUCAGCAAAUGUAUUUUCAGGUGAUCGACGACCCAAUAGUUAAAAAAUUAGUUGCAACGAACCGAGUAAAAAAUGUCGAAACUCAGGAGGAGAUGUACAAAAUAAUAUGCACGACGAAUAAACUGUACGUGAUGAUGCAGGCCGAGGAUUUAAAGAAAGCCGUGGGGAUGUACGUCUGUCGAUUAAAUCCCGUGGGACGUUUCUUACGCACACAGUGGAUUAGUUCAGCCAUUUCCAAAAAGUUCACUUACAAAAGAACCAUCGACGUGGGGAUAAUCAAGAUGUUCGAAUUCGGUCUCAUGCAACGAUUGAAGCAUCGCUGGAUAGAAAUAAAAAAUGUCGAACACACAUCGUCUAAAAAGGUGGAACCGAUUAUGCUAGAACAGAUCUAUUUAAUUCUGUUAAUAUUCAGCUCUGGAGCGUUUAUCUCUUUUACGAUUCUCGUAACCGAGAUACUAAUAUUUUACUACACCAAUUGACAAAUUAUUUGAAAGUA
Messenger RNA from Hylaeus anthracinus, 3176 nucleotides. RefSeq lists its product as uncharacterized. Lineage: Eukaryota; Metazoa; Arthropoda; Insecta; Hymenoptera; Colletidae. Bases 1738 to 3159 code for a protein of 473 amino acids. The record is from RefSeq and is a predicted model, not a curated record. The transcript is spliced from 7 exons.